AUGUCCAGCUCUGACGUUGCCAGCCUCGCGGGAACAUGGGUAGGUGCUGGAGUUGCCUUAAUGGCCCUUAUCACGAUCAUAGGACCGAUCUUGGUCUGGCGGGCAAGCCUCACGAAGCGCCAUAAGGCUCUGGCUGCGAUAGGACGCAACAACAAUAGAUAUCUAUCUGACGGCAUCCCGUUCUGGCCUGGCAUUAGGUUUUUUCGAGUCUUACGUAUGCCUCAGACGGCUGUUCUGAGAAACUUCACCGACGAGGAAUGGGGCGACUUCGACCUUGGGAAGCUAAAGACUCCCCCGGAAUCUCCAGCGACUUGGGUCCAAUUCGGCGCCUGUCUCGAAGCCUACGGUCUGAGGAUGAAAUACACGAAGGACAGCGCUAUGCACGACGGGCAUUUUGCCCUACCUGUACACCGGUCUUACCUGUUCAAUUUCCUCGUUCUAGGGCGCUACCGAGAGAAAGAGUUGAAAAAACGUCCCCACACACUGGGCGAGCGCAGAAUGUCACUUCGCCUUUCAUUAUCACGUUCCAAUACCCAGAGCUUACGUCCUAGCUGGUCUCUCCAUGGUAUGACUGGAACUUUACUUUUUGAGACGAAGUCGACCCACAAUCCUACGCUAUCUGGGAAGGUGCAAUUCACCCAAAGCCUAGAAAACUGCGAGACCAAGAUCCCAAGAGACAAACUGUCAAGGUUAUCGAUUCUUUUGCUUGUAUACGGCUGUCUGCAUCUUGCAUCGGGGAGAUAUAUUUGCUGCAUCAUCGGACAGUACGAUCAUCCCCAAGUGUCACCUGAUAGUGAUAGCGAGAGUGAUUCAGGGCCGCGCUUCCGAGUGGCAAGUAUACAACGACGUCUAACCAUGUCCACAUACGGUAGCGAAACACAACGCAAAGCUGACAAGGUCCUUGAGAAAUUAAAAAUUGCCGUAUAUAUUCUUCAACCGGUACCGCUGGAAGAGGGAGACUUCCCACUGGGAGUUGAAUCCUGUUCAAUGGAAGUUUAUGUCCUUCACCCAGUGGAAUCAACUCCAGUUCUUCAGGAAAAGCUGCUUGAGCUGGCAGGGAUGACAUUCGUUCCCCCAGUGGAGCCAUACGUCCGUGUCUACACCGAUGACAAGGGGCGGUCCUCACGAUCCCGACUCAACAGCUCCGAACUGACUGAGUGGAAUCUCGCUUUCUUGAAACGGGAAUCGGCUCAGCUGUUCGCUUUUGCUCUUCUGACAAUGCCGUGGAGUCCUCGAAACUACGUACUCAGCAAAGGCGACAACAAAAGUCUUGUGGGCGUUUUGCUAAGCGAAGCAGGGGCGAGCUGCGUCAGACUCCUUCUUCGACUGAAGAACAACGCAGGGUCCUUGAGCAUGGAGCUCGCGAAGAAAACAAAGCUUCUCGCCGCAAUUGACAAAGCUUUGAGUAGCAAGUUUGACGUUCCAGAUCUGUGCGACUUGGACGAGCGCCUGGCCUCGUUGCAACACGAUGUCGUCGAGUUACCUCUGAUGGUAGGGGUGCUGGUGUUGACUAACGAAGAGUACCGCGAGCUAAUAUAUCAAUCAACGCGACACCUCGACAAAACAGCAAAGUCUCCGGACGUGGAAACCGAGUUCGACCUUGAUACUGGCAAUGUGACUGUCUCGGGUCCUUUUGGUGUGAAACAUGUCUUUGUUGUUGACCUUGCCGAGUUGACGCAGCACUUGCCAGAUCACGUCCCAAGCCAACGUCGGAUCUUCCGAAUUGAUCAUGCUACCAUCUUGUUGGCUGCGGUGAAGGCACACCUCCGGAGUCUGCUAUUCUCGGAGUGUAUUGAUGGUUCCGACAUCCAGAGAGUCAUGAACUAUGAAGAGGAUGUCUAUUUAAUGUCUUGA
This is a messenger RNA of Exophiala spinifera, 1854 nucleotides long. RefSeq lists its product as uncharacterized. The coding region runs from base 1 to 1854 and encodes 617 amino acids. The record is from RefSeq and is a predicted model, not a curated record. The transcript has a single exon. Lineage: Eukaryota; Fungi; Ascomycota; Eurotiomycetes; Chaetothyriales; Herpotrichiellaceae.